Messenger RNA from Otolemur garnettii (small-eared galago), 1425 nucleotides. It is a transcript of the gene TRIML2, whose product is annotated as tripartite motif family like 2. Bases 1 to 1425 code for a protein of 474 amino acids. Gene Ontology annotation, molecular function: zinc ion binding; protein binding. The record is from RefSeq and is a predicted model, not a curated record. Lineage: Eukaryota; Metazoa; Chordata; Mammalia; Primates; Galagidae. The transcript has 8 exons.
AUGGCAACUUUUCCCCCUGAAGGAAACUCCCGGGAUUACUGCAAAGAAAAGUUCAGGGAGGUCAUCUACACCAGAAAUAAACAGGUCAGCCCUCGGCCAAGGUCACCCACCAGGGUAACCAAAAGGUUCAGCCUCCAGUUACAGCCCAACAUGGCAGAGGAUUCUUAUUGUGAGAUACACCUGGAACCAGCCUGGCUGUUCUGUGAAGAUGACCAAGUCACACUUUGUAGCACCUGCUUCCAGAGCCCAGAACACAAGCAUCACGUGGUACGUGGGGUACAAGAAGCUGCCGAGAGUUACAGGAAGUUAUUCCAAGAAAUAUUGCACACCUUGAGGGAGAAAGUGGAAGUAGCUAAAAGCAUACUGGGUGAGGAGCAAGAAAGAAUGGUGAUGAUUCAGGAAGAGGAGCAGAAUUUUAAAGAGAUGAUUGAGUCUGAAUAUAGGACCAGGCUCCGGUUGUUGAGUGAGGAGGACGAGGUGAGCCUGCUGAGAGCACCAGGAUGCAGGCCGGCUUUAAGCUCGGGAGAAGCCAGUCUGAAUCAAUUCUUCGAAGCUGCAGCAGAGCCAGUGGAGAAGCCCCAGGAAACCCUGCAGAGAUUGAGACAUUUAGGGAGAGAGAACAGGAAUAAACUGAAGGAGAGUGAAAUCCGAGUUUCUGAGCAGAUCUGCAGCCUCCGAAGUCUCACCGCAGAGCUCGAGGAGAAGUGUAGGGGACCAGCCUUACUGAUGCUCAAGGAUGCAAAAUACUGUUUGGAAAGGAGUGAGUCCCUACUGGUCCAGUGCUUACAGCCUGCUCAUCUCACAGACCUGAGUUUAUGCCAACCACCAGGAAUGAGCAAAAUACCAAGAGCGCUCCACAGACAUAUAACUUUGGAUCCCAGGACAGCUCAUCCCUGCCUGGUCCUCUCUGAGGACCUGAGAAGUGUGACAGUUGGAAAUACCUGGCAGGAUGUGCCUGGAAGCCCGGGGAGAUUUGACUUCAGUGCCACCGUGCUGGGAGUAGAAAGCUUCAGCUCGGGGAGGCACUACUGGGAGGUGGAUGUGGAAAAGGCAACUAAGUGGCAACUGGGCAUAUGCCAAGACCCUGCGCACAGAAGGGGCCCCAGGCCCACUACUUCUGGAGAUAAAAUUCUCUUCAUGGAGGCCGUGAUGGGCACAGAUUGUACCUUCUGGGUUUUUCCCCCUUUGAAACAAGUGUCCUUGAAAAAGCCCAUGCACAAAGUGGGCCUUUUCCUAGACUGUGAACAUGGGCACAUAUCAUUCUACAAUGUGACCCAGAGAACCCUCAUUUAUAAUUUCUCUCAGCUCUCCUUCCAAGGACCUCUGAGGCCUGUGUUUUCUCUUUGUAUCCCAAGUGGAGACACCAGUUCAGACUCUCUCACUGUCUCCUCGGGUCAUGUUCCUUCUUCCAGUGACGACUGUUAG